Messenger RNA from Leptonychotes weddellii (Weddell seal), 1076 nucleotides. RefSeq names its product DR1 associated protein 1 (gene DRAP1). Gene Ontology annotation, biological process: transcription by RNA polymerase II. The record is from RefSeq and is a predicted model, not a curated record. Gene Ontology annotation, molecular function: protein heterodimerization activity; RNA polymerase II general transcription initiation factor activity; core promoter sequence-specific DNA binding. Gene Ontology annotation, cellular component: negative cofactor 2 complex; nucleus. NCBI's taxonomy places the organism in Eukaryota, Metazoa, Chordata, Mammalia, Carnivora, Phocidae.
GCCCGGGGGCCGGGAAGCUGCGGGCGGCGGCGCUGGGCCCGGCGCGGCAAGAGAGGCCCUGAGAUGCCGAGCAAGAAGAAAAAGUAUAACGCGCGGUUCCCGCCGGCGCGGAUCAAGAAGAUCAUGCAAACUGACGAAGAAAUUGGGAAGGUGGCGGCGGCAGUGCCUGUCAUCAUCUCCCGGGCGCUUGAGCUGUUCCUGGAGUCGCUGUUGAAAAAGGCUUGCCAGGUGACCCAGUCCCGAAAUGCCAAGACCAUGACCACAUCCCACUUGAAGCAGUGCAUUGAGCUGGAGCAGCAGUUUGACUUCUUGAAGGACCUGGUGGCCUCUGUGCCUGACAUGCAGGGAGACGGGGAAGACAACCACAUGGACGGGGACAAGGGUACCCGCAGAUGGACUGUACCUUCCCGAAGGGGCCGGAAGCCAGGAAGCAGUGGCCGGAAGAAUGGUGGGAUGGGAAGCAAAAGCAAGGACAAGAAGCUGUCAGGGACGGACUCGGAGCAGGAGGAUGAGUCUGACGAUACAGACACUGAUGGGGAAGAGGAGACAUCACAGGCCCCACCCCAGGCCAGUCAUCCCCCUGCCCACUUUCAGAGCCCCCCGACACCCUUCAUGCCCUUCACUUCGACUCUGCCUCUGCCCCCAGCACCCCCGGGCCCCUCAGCACCUGACGCAGAGGAUGAAGAGGACUAUGACUCCUAGCGCCCUCUGCCCCCCAGGCCACGCCCCCUUUUAGUUGGUUUUAGUUGCUCUGGGGGGAGGAGAGAAGAUAGAGCUGUUCUUAAAUUUAUUAAAAAAUUAAUAAUAAAAGGGAACACCGGUGUCUGUCCCAGCCUAUGUACAGGGCUCUGUGGCCACCUUCCCACCCAUCCACCUGCUUUCCCCAUGCUGAGCUGAGGCCAGGAGCGGUGGCGGGCAGGGCAGCAGCUGAGUGAAGGGAGGGUCCAGAGGCCACGGUUCUGCCGGGGUAGGAGCAGGGCUGCUGACAGAAGGAAGGUAGGCAGAGCGGUGGUGUAGGGCCGGAGCCAGAGGUCCUGGUUAUGCUGGGGGACAACCUGUUCCGUUGUGCUGUGUGA